GCCUCUAGCUCUAUCUGCUCCACGCAUGGCCGCUUGCCCCAUUGCAUAAGGCUUCCCGAGCCCAGUCACGAAGCGCGACUGCGGCCCUCCUCCCGCCAUGAGCAAUGCCAUCCCGCUGGCUCUGCGGCCUGCAGCGCGUGCUGCCCGCCAGUGGAACUCGGUGACCUCGGCCUUUGCCCGCAGAUACUGUGUCACCCAGUGCUCGUCCUUCACGCCGGCUGCCUCGUCGCCUGUCCUCUCCGCGAUACGGUCGCCUGCCGCGCCUCGCCCGGUCCGAUCCUUCUGCACGACCCCUCGCAUCGCUGCCAAAGCCGACGAUGCAAGCUUGACCCACCAGGACAUCAUACCGCCACAGCAGGGCCUCCCGCAGCAGAAGCGCACAGUGCAGAUUGGCCAUCUGCCCACCGGACGCGUCUCCGACAAGCAGAUACGCAACAUCUUUGGCGACAGAGUCUCUGGCCAUGCCGGCAACAGCGUGCUGCGCAUCCUGCACCACCGCCGUACAUCCGGCUCGCUCGCCGACUACGGCGUCGACAACCUCGGCGACAAAUACAACGUGAGCCGGGACCAGGCCAUCAAGGCGCUGGAGUGGCUGCGCAACAGGUUUCCCAUCGACGAAGCGCGCGCGGCAGAAGCCUGGGCCGAGAAGGAGGCGAAUCGCAUAGCGUACGAGCUGUGGCUGGCGGACCCGGAGAACGACAGCAAGUACAAGGACCCCGCGCGCGUGUACAGGGAGCAGCAGAAGAAGGAAGCCGAGGAGCGCGAGCAGGAGGCCGAGCAGCAGGAGCGGUCGCAAUAUGGCAUCCUGCGCACGGGAAAGUCGCAGUUCGAGAUCGCCAUCCAGGAGAAGCGGAGACAGAGAUUGGAGGAGAUCACCAAGAAGGCAGAAGAGAAGGAGGCACGCGCUGUGGAGGAGGAGAAGAUGCUCGCGACGGGCGAGUGGGUGCGCACGCCGGGCGGAACGCAGCUCAUGAAGCCCGGGCAGGACACGUACGUCGACGUCUUCGGGCGCGAGCAAGUCAGCCGGCGGAAGGAGGAAAUGGAGAAGGCGCAGAAGGCUGCAGAAACACCCUUCAAGGACCCUGAGGAAAUGCUUGCCCAGACCACGCUGACCCAACGCCUCUACCCCAUGACCGCCUUUGUCCUCGUCGUCUGCCUCGUCUCCUUCGGCUUCGCGCACUACUACGAGCCGCCCGCCCCCUCGUACCGCCUCUGGCCCGACCUCGCCCCCAGCACCGCGACCCUCGCCGCCCUCCUCCUCACAAACACCCUCGUCUGCCUCGCCUGGCGCUGGACCCCCUUUUGGCCCAUCCUCACCCGCUACUUCAUGCACGUGCCGGGCUACCCGCGCGCCGUGCAGGCACUCGGCAACGUCUUUUCGCACGUGCAGUACGAGCAUCUGCUGGGGAACAUGAUGGUGCUCGCCCUCGUCGCGCCCGUGGCCCACGAGCUCGUGGGGCGCGGUGUGUUUCUGGGGACGUACGUCUCCGCCGGCGCCCUCGGCACGCUCGCCAGCCUGUACUGGGCGAAUCUCGGCCGCGGCAGCAUCGCAGCGCACAGCGUCGGCGCGUCGGCCGCCAUCUGGGGCAUCGCCACGCUGUACUGCCUCCUCACCGACACCGAGUCCAUCAAGAUCCCGUUCGGCGGAGAGGUUUCGUUCUGGCCCAAGAUGCUCAUCACGGCGUUUGUCGCGUGGGAGAUUGCCAUGGCGGCGCGCAAGAGCCCGAGCACCAUGGACCAUGCGAGCCAUUUUGGCGGGAUUGCGACGGGCGUCGGUGUCGCGGGGUAUUUGCACGUCACCGGCUUCCACCAGCGGAGGGCAGCGGCCGACACUGAGAAGACGGUGGAUGUGGGCGGGUUGGUGAAGGAAGAGGUGAGCGAGGUGAAGGAUGCGGUGGUCAAGGUGGUUAAGAAGGCUUGAGUAGAAGAGUAGGGCGGUGUAGGAUACUGUACAAGCAUACAUUCAGGUGUAAAUUAGAGGGAGCUAUCCAUCCACGGUGCUGUUGGGUAGAUCAACAUUUUUUUUUUUUCAUUCACGGCAUGGUCUCAACGAUGUACUUGUUCGCAAAAGAGUGCAAUUUGGUAUGUGUGGGUGCAUCUCCAGCGUUCGCUGCCAGAACUAUACACAAAGAAUAUCUAUUUCCUCAUCCCACCCCAUGAAAACGCCAGUGCGAAGCAUCACCUUCACCUCCCUCGACCUAAUCUUAGCCCUUCUUUCAGUCCUGCCCGAGGCUCUCUCUCAAUCCCGAAAAAGUGUUCCUCCGUCCCAAAC
Messenger RNA from Paraphaeosphaeria sporulosa, 2272 nucleotides. RefSeq lists its product as uncharacterized. Lineage: Eukaryota; Fungi; Ascomycota; Dothideomycetes; Pleosporales; Didymosphaeriaceae. The transcript has 2 exons. Gene Ontology annotation, cellular component: membrane. The coding region runs from base 98 to 1921 and encodes 607 amino acids. Gene Ontology annotation, molecular function: serine-type endopeptidase activity. The record is from RefSeq and is a predicted model, not a curated record.